CUCUUCUGUGGCACAGUGGUGGGCAUAACUUGUGCAGCUGUCUGUGUGCUGCAUGACUACUUAAUGCAGAUGGUGUACUUUUCCCUCUCAGAAAGUCGUUAGUUAUUUUUCUUGCAGUGAGAAAGCGGAGAUGAAUCAGUUGAAAGAAUACUGCAGUGCGUAAAAGUUGUGGAUGGUUACUUUUGCGCAUACACAUGUAAAGGACUAUUUCUUCUCCAAAAGUUCCCAUACAAAACAAAAGCAGGUGAAAUUCUUCCCUCUGCAAACAUAUCGCCCACAAGCAGGCUGGAAGACCAUUCACUCCGGAGAACACAGCGAGUCCGCAGAGCGCAGAUGAUCGCAACUGGUGUUUGUGGUGUCGCGCUGGUGCUGGUGCUGGUGGUUCUGAUCCCGGUCAUGGUGAACACCGCCGGUACUCCUGCCCGCUACGAGAUGCUCGGGUCCUGCCAAAUGGUGUGCGACUCCCACGGUACCGCGGCCACGGCUACGUCCAAGGCAACCAACCCAAUUAAAGACAACCGUCUGGUGCAGUCGCUUCCGACGUUCAUCCAAGGUCCUCAAGGAGAGCCGGGACGCGUCGGCAGAAUGGGUCCGAGAGGUCCGGUUGGCGAGCCCGGGCCAGCUGGACCUGCUGGUCCGCCCGGAGAGAGAGGGGCACCGGGUCCACCCGGAGCACCUGGAGCAAAUGGGCCUAACGGUGCCAUCAGCGCUGCCACUUACAACACGAUCCCAAGGAUUGCGUUUUAUGCAGGACUGAAGAAGCAGCAUGAGGGAUACGAAGUGUUGAAAUUCGACGACGUAGUCACAAAUCUGGGCAAUCACUAUGACCCUUCUUCAGGGAAAUUCACCUGCUCAAUACCUGGGAUUUACUUCUUUGUUUACCAUGUGCUGAUGCGAGGCGGAGAUGGAACCAGCAUGUGGGCUGACCUCUGUAAAAACAACCAGGUGAGAGCCAGUGCCAUCGCCCAAGACGCCGACCAGAACUACGACUACGCCAGCAACAGUGUUGUCCUGCACCUCGAGCCCGGGGACGAGAUUUACAUCAAGCUGGACGGUGGAAAGGCGCACGGGGGCAACAACAACAAGUACAGCACCUUCUCCGGCUUCAUGUUGUAUACGGAUUAAUAAACUGAAAAGAUCCGCUGAGGGGAUCUGCGUAUAGCUUGCUUCACUGCUCAUCAAUGUCAGUUGGAUUAUUAGAGGCACAGCUCACCAUUUCCAUAUUGCAAGAGUCCACAAAGAUGUAGAACUGUACUUUGCAAAAGCAAAGAGCUUACAAUGUAAUUACAGAAAAGUAAUAAUGCAUUUUAAAGUGUACAGCUUUGAAUUAUACCCUUGUCAGAUUGAUUAGUGUAGCUAUUGCACCCUUGAGGAACUGUUUAGCUUUACAAAUGUCCACAAAACUGUACAUGCUGCUGUGGUAACACAUACUGAGCGAGUGUAAACUGGAAGUUCAAUGUAUUGACCUCCGGUGCUUAAUUAAAUGCUAAAAUGAUAGGAUACUGGCAUUAUCACCACUCUGUUCAUAGUGUUAUUAAUCCAUGUGUGCUUUCUUUUUCAAAACUAUUUGAUAGUUGUUGCAUUUUGAUGGAAAAUGCUUAACAGCCGUAGUGAUGCAUGAUAAUAAAUAUGACAAUUUAACACUGUGCAGCAUCAAAACACUUAAAAGAAUGUGUAAAAGGCCAUUCUGAUGUUCAUAUUGAAGCACAGUCACAAAUGAUCAUUGUAAUUUAUUUAUUUUCUCGCAAUAUGACAGCAGGUUGGGGCAACAGGGUGGUCUGGUGGUUAGUCACCACCGCAAAACUGGACAGUCACACUGACAUAAUAAAUGUUUCCUCGACAUGCAUCAAUCUGCCUGCUGAUUGUGAAGACUGUCAGCUAAUGUGUAAAAUA
Messenger RNA from Etheostoma cragini (Arkansas darter), 1893 nucleotides. RefSeq names its product complement C1q-like protein 3. The coding region runs from base 334 to 1125 and encodes 263 amino acids. Gene Ontology annotation, molecular function: protein binding. The record is from RefSeq and is a predicted model, not a curated record. Lineage: Eukaryota; Metazoa; Chordata; Actinopteri; Perciformes; Percidae. The transcript has 2 exons.